Molecule: messenger RNA, 618 nt
Organism: Lichtheimia ornata
Lineage: Eukaryota; Fungi; Mucoromycota; Mucoromycetes; Mucorales; Lichtheimiaceae
Exons: 5
Coding region: 1-618 (205 amino acids)
Biological process (GO): regulation of endocytosis
Cellular component (GO): endosome
Molecular function (GO): GTPase activity; GTP binding
Source: RefSeq, a predicted model, not a curated record
AUGGUUCUUGUACGAUGCUCAACAUGGACACACCACACCCUCCUCUUUCUUAGUCAAGAAGGAUUCCGUAAACACAAUCGGUAUGGAAUUUGGAACACGUAUUGUACACAUCGCCGACAAGUCGAUCAAGCUUCAAAUAUGGGACACUGCUGGACAGGUAUAUGGGAGAAUGCUAUUUGGGUUAGAUCAUUAACACGAAGCUACUUUCGCGGUGCAGCGGGUGCGCUGGUAGUAUACGAUAUUUGCAAUAGAGAGACGUUUCUCGGUGUACGAUCAUGGCUAAAGGAUGUGCGUACGUUGGCCAAUCCAGAAUUGGUGAUGAUCCUCGUUGGCAACAAAGUAGACAAGGCAGAUGAUGAACGUGAAGUAUCUUAUCUGGAAGCGAGCCGAUUCGCUCAAGAAAAUGAAAUGAUGUUCCUGGAAGCAAGUGCAUUGACGGGAGAUGCAGUGGAGGAGAUGUUUUUCAAAUGUGCACGAUCCAUUCUCAGCAAAAUUGAAACGGGACAAAUUGAUCCAGAGCGAAGUGGGAGUGGAGUACAAUUUGGUGACUCGAGUCUAAGGCGAAUGACACAACGUACACGUACCAGGAGGAAGGAGCGAUCAUCAUGCUGUUUUUGA